Molecule: messenger RNA, 937 nt
Organism: Nematolebias whitei (Rio pearlfish)
Lineage: Eukaryota; Metazoa; Chordata; Actinopteri; Cyprinodontiformes; Rivulidae
Product: sodium/bile acid cotransporter 7
Exons: 7
Coding region: 158-937 (259 amino acids)
Cellular component (GO): plasma membrane
Molecular function (GO): protein binding
Source: RefSeq, a predicted model, not a curated record
UUACGGCCGCUGCUGAUCACGUGUCCGGAAGUCGCUCCGCUUGUUUUCUCUCCGGAGUCAAAAAGAAGCGGCGGAGUUGUGGAAGUUUCAUCCCGGCAGCGGCGACAGGAAGGCCGGGGGCAGAGGAGGCCGGCGGCGGAGCCACCGGAACCGAACUAUGGGCCUCGUGGCGAGGCUGCGGAAGGAGUGGUUCAUCAUCGGGAUAGUUGUGGUCAUCCUGUCGGCCAAACUGCAGCCGAGCGUCGGUGUCAGGGGAGGCCCUUUGAAGCCAGAGAUCACCAUCGCCUACGUCGCCGUCUCACUCAUCUUCUUCAACAGCGGCCUGUCGCUCAAAACGGAGGAGCUGACGAGCGCGCUGCUCCACGUCCGCCUCCACCUGUUUGUUCAGUCCUUCACGCUGAUCUUCUUCCCGUUCGCCGUGUGGCUGCUGCUCCAGGUGCUGGCGCUGACCGCCAUCGACCCGUGGCUGCUCCGAGGCGUUCUUCUCAUGUUUGACAGCGAGGGGAACAUGGACGAGAUGCUCGGCUUCCUGGAGACGUCAGCUGACAUCUGUCGCGGCAGCAGACUGCACGACAAACUGUCCGACGUCUGUUUGUACCUGGGCAACGUUUACUACAGCAUGAACCAGCAUCUGAAGGCCUGUGAGUUCUUCCUGCAGAGCUGUAAAGAAGCCAGUGAAGCAGGAGACGUGGCUCUGCUGCAGAAAGCUCAGGUGAAGACAAAUCCUUGGAAGGAGAGGCCGUCUUCAGACUCGGACUGGUCUGUCAGAGUUCAGGAGACCACGACGCAGCCAGACAGGAAGAAGCCUCCGUUCGGCGCCAUCAGCAGCGCCGUCCUCCUCAUGAUCAUCUACACCACGUUCUGCGACACCUUCAGCAACCCCAACAUCGAGCUGGACCCCACCAGCCUGCUGCUGGUCGUCAUCAUCAGUCAGUAA